GAGAGAGCUCUGCAGUGGUUUUGUAUGUGACUCCAGCCCAGUGCUUUCAUUUGUAGGGCAGUUACAUAGUAUCAGUGUCAGUUCAAACCCUAGCAUGUGAUGUAGAGAGUAAAGAGGAUUUGUAUUUCUUUCCCCACUGCAUUAGUGACCUGACUCAUUUAUUUUUUGCUUUUUUUUUGGUUUGGUGGAAAAGAAAAAGCAUUCUUAGUUUUUGAAACUGGUCCUGGCACUUUUUAGGGGCUGUGUAGACAGAUCUGUGCAAGGCUGGGCUGGCAAGGCUCCAAUCAUGGUUGCAGCUCACAACCAACAUCCAACAUCCUCUGCAGAAUGGAUUGCCUGCCUAGAUAAAAGGCCCUUGGAACGGUCUGGAGAAGAUGUGGAUAUUAUAUUUGCCCGUCUGAAAGAAGUGAAAGCCUUUGAGAGAUUUCAUCCAAAUCUUCUUCAACAAAUAUGUUUUUGUGGCUAUUAUGAAAGUCUGGAAAAGGGUGUUACCUUGUAUCGGCAGGGUGAUAUUGGAACAAGUUGGUAUGCGGUACUAACGGGAUCUUUGGAUGUUAAAGUGACUGAAACCAACAGCCAUCAGGAUGCAGUCAUUAUUUGCACGUUGGGAGUCGGAACUGCUUUUGGAGAGUCGAUUUUGGACAAUACACCCCGUCACGCGACCAUCGUUACUCGAGAAUUCAGUGAGCUGCUGCGUAUCGAACAGAAAGAUUUUAAAGCCCUUUGGGAGAAAUAUCGUCAGUUUAUGGCAGGUUUUCUGGCUCCCCCAUAUGGUGUUCUGGAAACCGGCUCUAAUGACAGGUCAUCUGAUAAAGAAAACAUGAACAGCACUCUGAGUCCAGGAUCAAAGAGCUGCAAUAAGACCCCCCUCAUUGAAAACCAAAUUCCGCUCCGUCAAGCUAAAACCAUUACAGAGGUAAUGGGAUGCCGGCAAGUGGUUAAGGUUCCGUCAGAGCGAAUUCUGAGGGCUGGAAAGAUUUUGCGGAAUUCGAUCCUUUCCCGUGCACCUCACAUGAUAAGAGAUAGAAAGUACCAUCUGAAAACGUACAGGCAGUGUUGUGUAGGAACGGAACUUGUCGACUGGCUUAUGCAGCAAAGCUCAUGUGUCCAUUCAAGAUCGCAAGCCGUGGGCAUGUGGCAAGUGUUACUGGAAGAAGGUGUUCUUAACCAUGUUGACCAGGAAUAUUGCUUCCAAGACAAAUACCUGUUUUAUCGAUUCUUGGAUGAUGAACACGAAGAUGCACCCAUGCCAACUGAUGAAGAGAAGAAAGAAAGUGACGAAGAGCUUCAGGACACAUUCCUCCUGCUUUCUCAGACAGGACCUGACGCUCAUAUGAGAAUGAUACUGAGAAAACCGCCGGGCCAAAGAAAUUUUGAUGAUCUAGAAAUCAUUUUUGAAGAACUUAUUCACAUUAAAGCCUUAUCUCAUCUUUCGACCACAGUUAAACGAGAACUGGCUGGAUUUUUAAUCUUUGAAUCUCAUCCAAAAGCUGGAACAGUGUUGUUUAACCAAGGUGAAGAAGGUACUUCUUGGUACAUCAUCUUAAAAGGAUCAGUAAACGUGGUAAUAUAUGGCAAGGGUGUAGUGUGCACCCUUCAUGAGGGCGAUGACUUUGGAAAACUUGCUCUUGUAAAUGAUGCCCCAAGGGCAGCAUCUAUUGUUCUGAGAGAAGACAAUUGUCACUUCCUCAGGGUAGACAAAGAGGACUUCAACAGAAUCCUGCGGGAUGUUGAAGCGAAUACAGUAAGACUAAAGGAACAUGAUCAAGAUGUCCUGGUAUUGGAGAAAAUCCCAGCCGGAGUGUCGACACAUGGAAACACUCAAUCUCCGUACAAAUACACUGUGAUGUCUGGAAAUCCAGAAAAAAUCCUCGAACACUUUCUAGAAACUAUGCGCCUUGAACCACUUUUAAGUGAUGCCACAGACUCGGCUUUAGAUGACUUUAUUUUGAUGCACUGUGUUUUUAUGCCAAAUAGCCAGCUGUGCCCAGCCUUGAUGUCACAUUAUCAUGCCCAACCUUCUCAAGGAACUGAGCAGGAGAAAUUGGAUUAUGCUCUGAAUAACAAACGACGUGUUAUACGACUGGUGCAGCUUUGGGCCAAUCUGUAUGGAGACUUACUACGAGAAGAAGAUGUGGCCAUGGCGUUUCUCGAGGAAUUUUAUGUGUCUGUAUCUGAUGACACCAGGACAAUGGCAGCCCUGAAGGACCAGCUUCCCGAGCUGGAGAGGACAGUUAAGCAAAUUUCCGAAGAUUCAAAGGGACAACAAAAGAAGCACAAAGUGCUCAUAAGGCAAUUUAGCACUGGUGACGAAAGGCUACAAAAACGACAGCCAAUAAGAAGCACAGAUGAACUUCUUUUUAAGGUUUACUGCAUCGACCAUACGUACACAACCAUCCGUGUUCAAGUUGCGGCUUCGGUUAAAGAGGUGCUCUCUGCUGUUGCUGAUAAACUGGGAUCAGGGGAUGGUUUGAUUCUUGUAAAAACCAGUUCUGCAGGAGAAAAAGUGGUUCUGAAACCUAACGACAUCUCAGUAUUCACAACUCUCACCGUCAAUGGUCGUUUAUUUGCUUGCCCACGAGAUCAGUUUGAUUCUUUGACUCCCCUUCCAGAACAAGAAGGGCCUUCUGCUGGGACUAUGUCAACGUUUGAACUCAUGAGUUCUAAAGACUUAGCUUACCAGAUGACAAUUCACGAUUGGGAUCUAUUCAACUGUGUUCGUGAGCUGGAGUUGAUAUACCACACGUUUGGAAGACACAAUUUUAAAAAGACAACUGCAAAUUUGGACCUUUUCUUACGACGUUUCAACGAAAUCCAGUUUUGGGUUGUGACUGAAAUUUGCCUGUGCCCUCAGCUUAGCAAACGCGUUCAACUCCUAAAGAAAUUUAUUAAAAUUGCGGCCCACUGCAAGGAAUAUAAAAACCUGAACUCUUUCUUUGCCAUUGUCAUGGGACUGAGCAACGUGGCGGUAAGCCGAAUGUCGCUUACGUGGGAGAAACUUCCCAGCAAAUUUAAGAAGAUCUAUGCAGAAUUUGAAAAUUUAAUGGACCCUUCAAGAAACCACAGAGCAUACAGACUCACUGUAGCUAAACUGGAUCCUCCAAUCAUUCCUUUUACACCUCUACUUAUUAAAGACAUGACUUUCACUCACGAGGGAAACAAAACAUUGAUCGACAACUUGGUAAACUUUGAGAAAAUGCGAAUGAUCGCAAACACUGUGAGAACGAUGAGAUACUGCCGAAGUGUUCCCUUCAGUCCCGAUGCUUCGCUCGCUAACAAAAAUCACCAAGACGUACGGAAUUAUGUGCGGCAGUUCAAUGUGAUUGACAACCAGAGAACGUUAUCUCAGCUGUCCCAUCGACUAGAACCACGCCGAGCAUGAAAAGUCAGAUAUUUGGAGAAGCACAUCUUGUUUGGUUAUUUUGUUGGUGCAGACUACAAUAGCAACCAUGUAGGGAAUAUGUUUUGAGUUUAGUUUAACUUGCUUUGUUUUUUUAUUUUUAUUUAAACUGUUUAUUUUAUUUUUUAUUAAUUAUAGGUCCUGUGUUGCAUUUUGUAUAUUUCCUAUAUUCAAUAUUUUAGUAUUUCAACAAAUUCCCAAAAAGCCAGCAGAUAGGAGUGUUAACCCUUUAUGAGGGUCUGUAGUGCCACUUACCUAUGAUGGGUGCAGUUUGGUUACCGAACACUAUAAAUAUCAUGCCUGUUUCACAUACUGGAAAUUACACAGUAACAGAAUGAGCUAGAAUAAUAAUUGUUAUUGUUUAGGUAUUUGUCAUUUUUUAAUGUAUCUUGUAUUUUUUUUUAGUCCAUUGCUAAAUGGCCAAUUAUAAUUGUAUCAUAAUUGUAUCAUAAACCCAAGUACUAAAUAUAACUGAUCGUAGCACGUUUUGUAAAUCAGAUAUGAGGUAUGGUAUCCUGUGUGCUAAAAAAAAUGCAACUUGCACUGUUUUGACCAAUGUUCCGUGACCUCAAAAAGUUUUAUAACAAAAAUCACGUCUCAGCAUCACAGAUACAGGGUUUAAUCAUUGGUUCAGUAAAGCUUUAAAUGUCUCGAUAUGCCAUACCGUUAAAACAAAAUGAAGGAGACAACAAGAAUUUUAAUACUAUAAGUUAAUCAAAAUUUAGAAAAGUAUUUUAAAAAUUGACAAACUACUUUUUACAAAUACAAAAAUAAGAUCAAUAGUACAGAUUAGACUAUAGCAUAGUCUGGAGUGAAAACACUUACCGAGAAUUAAUAUAUAUUAAGUCCUUUAUAUUGUAAAGUUGGAUUCUCAGUUAUGGUUGUCAACGACCUUUCUAAAUAGUCGUAGGAACAAUUUUAUUUCUCUGUUUAAAUAAAAACAAAAAAACGGGUGAGCACCAAACACAUACUUGUACUGUUGUAUAAAACAGUAGACACAUUUCAGAAACAUUUUUAGUAACGAAAUGUCUUUGUUUUUAAACUUUUUUAAAACUUUUUAAAAGUUCUGUAUACAAAUUACUUAAAAUAUUCUACCAACUGCCUUCAUCGUCAAGUCAGUUAAUUCCAGCUGACAAUGUUUAUAGACUUCCUUAUCUAAGGUAGCCAAAAUUUGGCCAAACAUUGCCAAUAGAAAGCUACAAACUUAAAGGAUACAUCUACUAUUGGUGGAGAGUGUGUUGUGCUGUAUCAUAGCUGUCCUAAAUGAAAUAUUUAUUUUAAAUGAGGUGUCCCGUUAAAUUUGUUUCCUUGUGAUGCAGUGUGCCCCUUGCCAUGGUUUGAAGGGAUUAGGCUUUUGCCCUUGUCCAGGCUUGAAUUUCCAGAGAUGUUACAUACCAUCUUCUGCAAUUCUCGUUAUGCAUCUUAUUAAACAUGCCAAGGGUUUACUUCAUGGCCACUUAAGCACUUCAAGAUACCAAUCUAUGUUUAUAGGAUAUCUUUAUAACUCCAAACAGGUCUUGUAUAGUAAAAGCAUCUAAUGGAGGAUAAAAGCAAUUUAAAAUAAGGUACACUCAAUUUAAAAUGAAUACCCAGGUUUCUUGUUACUGUGAAACUCCACUGUGUUAAUACUUUCUCAGUAUUUAUCUUUGUACAUGGUUGCACUAUGGUUAUUUAUAAGUAGAUUGAUGAACGAAGGCAGAUAUUGGCAACGCGUUUCACAGGAAGAUGCGUAAAGCUACUGGCUUAAUUUUCUUAGUUGCACACAGAUAAGCUGAGAUUUAACAAAUGCAUAAUUUUAGGAUAUUUUCACCUUGCUGUUAUUAUGGAAUUAUUCUCUUUAUUGAAAAAACUAUUUUUUUUCUUUAGUAGCUCGCCAGCAUAGAAAGGUGUGGACUGAGUUCCAACAUGCCCAUGUGCUAGUUCUACCACAUUUCCACCUUGAUUAAAGGUUGAGCCAUACUAUCAGUGAUUGUAAGCAGUAAUUUCUCUUGCGCAUCUAUCUGCUGAGAAUCUAAUCCCGCUCAUAAGUAGCAUCUCACAAUGAUGAAUGUGCAUGUUCCUUCCAAGAUUCUAAUUAUAUGCAUCACCAAAUGGCUGGUUUCAGUUAUCAGACAUUUUAGUAUGCACUUAUUGUGUACAGUAAUUUUUAUCUCACUCAAACAAGAGACAUUGGCAGAUGGUUAUGACAAACUCAUUAGAAAAAGUGCCAAACCAGGAGAAGUUUUAAGGAUUUUCCUGUUACCAUAGAAAAAAGAGAGUCAGUUAUGAUAUUUUUUAUUAUACUAGCUUAAAUUCUUCUAGACUAGAGCUCGGCAGACCUCCUCAAUUUAGAGAGCUGAAACUCCUAAAAAUGUUGGUUCCUAAAGUUUGGAGGUUUUUUAUGUUUGUUUUUUUUUAAAUAAAAAAUACAUUUAAAUAGACAUGCAUUAUUAUAAAUGCAAAU
Molecule: messenger RNA, 5843 nt
Organism: Pelobates fuscus (common spadefoot toad)
Lineage: Eukaryota; Metazoa; Chordata; Amphibia; Anura; Pelobatidae
Gene: RAPGEF4
Product: Rap guanine nucleotide exchange factor 4
Exons: 31
Coding region: 287-3382 (1031 amino acids)
Biological process (GO): positive regulation of GTPase activity; Ras protein signal transduction
Cellular component (GO): plasma membrane
Molecular function (GO): guanyl-nucleotide exchange factor activity
Source: RefSeq, a predicted model, not a curated record